CUCUCACACUCCACAACGUGCUUUUUCACGAAUCGACCUAUAUUUCGCUUCACAAGGCGAUGCCCAUUGUCCAUCAACUCGAGGUGGCUUACCUAGAUCGGUAUGCGCAUGAAUAUCAUUUUGCCGUGCUCCUCCGUGCUCUAGGGAGGAUGCCGUCCUCGUCUCGCCUUAGCAGCCCCACUGCUCAGCCUAUAUGGCUUGAUUUGAAAUCAGUGACGCUUAAACUGACAGGGUCGUACCCCAGGGUUAUGCCCCUCCUGGCGGAAGCAAAAGCAGGCAUGGCCGUCACCAGAUGUCCAGUCGUAUUCAGACACCAUGUGGUGCCAUACGACCAGGCAUCGAGGCUGCAAGAGAGGCAAAUGCUAACGGAGGAUGUUGUUUACAGGCACGUCUCCCCAACUUGGGAGGAGGAUGCACGCUGUUUCAUUCUUACGUAGGGUUGCAGGAGUUUUUGCUUCCAGCCAAAUUUGGACUAUGUUGUUGU
This is a messenger RNA of Serpula lacrymans var. lacrymans S7.9, 484 nucleotides long. RefSeq lists its product as uncharacterized. The record is from RefSeq and is a predicted model, not a curated record. NCBI's taxonomy places the organism in Eukaryota, Fungi, Basidiomycota, Agaricomycetes, Boletales, Serpulaceae. The transcript has a single exon. The annotation marks the transcript as partial.